CCCAAACGACAGCAGGGACCAGCAUAACACUGGAGAGAGAGAGUGGGGCAGGGGAGAAAAAACUCGUAGGGGGCUGCCCCCAUCCCCCCCCGCGGGAGGUGGGGGGGGCGAGAAAUCUUCAGCUUGCAGGGAGGGAGAGGGAAAGGCAUCUUCUGGCCCUCAGUCCUCCAAUGGGGAAAUGAACCGAGCUCUGGUUCCUAGAGAGGCAGGAUAAAAUAAAGGGGGGGCCAGACAGCGUCAAGAGGGGAGGCGGCUGCUUGGAGAGACAGAGAGAGAAAAGUUUUGAGAGGAGGAGCUACAGCGUGCAGAGGACAAAGAGGCGCUGGAAUGACUCCACCUGACAGCUACUCCCCACUUUAAAGUGCACCGCGGCAAGAGAGAGUCCCGGAGGUGGCCUAGUUUCCGUCUCGGCCAACCCCUCAGGCAGCACAGUGGCCUCAGGCACCGUCUGGAUUGUCUUCUCCUUGGGUUGGAGUGGAAAGAUUAGCCAUGCAGCCCCCUCAGUGUCUGGUGACUUUUCAGGAGGUGGCCGUUUAUUUCACGGAGGAGGAAUGGGCUCUGCUGAAUCCUGGCCAAAGAGCUCUGCACAAGGAAGUUAUGGAGGAGAAUUACAAGGCGGUGGCCUCUCUAAAUGAUGGGCAACACAAUGAGAAUUGUAGGGAACCACAGAUGGUGUCAUCAGCGACUGGCAAGAGUGAAGCGCAAAAAGAGAUGUUUGGAAUUCAAGAGGGACCAAAAAAGCUUGAAAUAACCCAGUCAAAGAAUGAAAGGCAGAAAUCCUCUACUGCUCAGGGUUUACCAGAAAGAACACGAGGGGAGGAACCACUUAAAUGCAUGAAGUGUGGAAAGAGAUUGAGAGUGAGCAGUAGCCUUACUUUACAUCAAAGAACUGUUACAAAGCCAUUUAAGUGUAUGGAGUGUGGAAAGAGCCUCACUGAUAGUGGAACACUUACUAAACAUGGAAGAAAUCACACAGGGGAGAAACCAUUUAAAUGCAUGGAGUGUGGGAAGAGCUUUACUGUUAGUGGAAGAUUUACUAAGCAUCAAAGAAUGCACAUGACGAAGAAACCAUUUCAGUUCAUGGAGUGUGGAAAUAGGUUCAGUGUGAAUGAUACCCUUACUAAACGUCACAAAGCACAUACGUGGGAAACAACACAUGCCGGAGAGAAGCCAUUUAAAUUCAUGGAGUGUGGAAAGAAUUUUAGUGAGAGCAGAGCUCUUACUUUUCAUCAAAGAACCCGCACAGGAGAGAAGCCUUUUCAUUGCACGGAGUGUGGAAAGAGCUUCAGUCAGAGCAGUCACCUUACAACACAUCAAAGAACCCACACAGGAGAAAAACCAUUUUUAUGCAUAGAGUGUGGAAAGAGCUUCAGAGAUAGUGGAACAUUUGCUAAACAUCAAAGAACCCACACAGGAGAAAAACCAUUUAAAUGCAUGGAAUGUGGAAAGAACUUCAGUGAGAGUGGUCACCUCACUAGACAUCAAAGGGCUUACACAGGAGAAAAACCAUUUGAAUGCAUAGAGUGUGGAAAGAGCUUCAGGGAUAGUGGAAGCCUUACUGUACAUCAGCGUAUCCAUACAGGAGAAAAACCAUUUGAAUGCAUGGAAUGUGGAAAGAGCUUUGGUGCAAGAAGUAGCUUGACUUUCCAUCAAAGAACUCACACAGGGGAGAAACCAUUUCAGUGCAUUGAGUGUGGAAAAAGCUUUAGGGUGAGCAGUAAUCUUACUAGACAUCAAAGAACCCACACAGGAUAUAAACCAUUUAAAUGCAUGAAGUGUGGUAAGGACUUUACUGUGAGAAGUAGUCUUACUAGACAUCAAAGAACUCACACAGGGGAGAAGUCAUUUCAGUGCAUGGAGUGUGGCAAGAGCUUCAGAGACAGUGGAUCCGUUACUAAACAUCAAAGAACACACACAGGGGAGAAACCAUUUAAAUGUGUAGCAUGUGGAAAGAGCUUUAGUAUGAGCAGUACCCUUACUGUACAUCAAAGAACACACACAGGGGAGAAACCAUUUAAAUGCUACAGGUGUGGAAAGAGCUUAAGUCAGAGCAGUCACCUUACAACACAUCAAAGAACCCACACAGGAGAAAAACCAUUUGAGUGCAUAGAUUGUGGAAAGAGCUUCAGAGAUAGUGGAACAUUUGCUAAACAUCAAAGAACCCACACAGGAGAAAAACCAUUUCAGUGUACGGAGUGUGGAAAGAACUUCAGUGAGAGUGGUCACCUUACUCGGCAUCAAUGGACUCACACAGGAGAAAAACCAUUUCAGUGCAAGGAGUGUGGAAAGAGCUUCAGGGAUAGUGGAAGCCUUGCUGUACAUCAACGUAUCCAUACAGGAGAAAAACCAUUUGAAUGCAUGGAAUGUGGAAAGAGCUUUGGUGCAAGAAUUAGCCUGACUUUCCAUCGAAGAACCCACACAGGGGAGAAGCCGUUUCAAUGCAUUGAGUGUGGAAAAAGUUUUACAGUGAGCAGUAAUCUUAUUAGACAUCAAAGAACCCACACAGGAUAUAAACCAUUUAAAUGCAUGAAGUGUGGUAAGGACUUUACUGUGAGAAGCAGCCUUACUAGUCAUCAAAGAACACACACAGGGGAGAAGUCAUUUCAGUGCAUGGAGUGUGGCAAGAGCUUCAGAUACAGUGGAUCCGUUACUAUACAUCAAAGAACACACACAGGGGAGAAGCCAUUUAAAUGCGUAGCAUGUGGGAAGAGCUUUAGUAUGAGCAGCACCCUUACUGUACAUCAAAGAUCACACACAGGGGAGAAACCGUUUCAAUGUAUGGUGUGCGGGAAAAGAUUUAGUCAGAGUUGUCACCUUACUUUACACCAAAGAACACACACAGGGGAGAAACCAUUUCAGUGCAUUGAGUGUGGAAAAAGCUUUACAGCAAGCAGUAAUCUUACUACACAUCAAAGAACCCACACAGGAUAUAAACCUUUUAAAUGCAUGAAGUGUGGUAAGAACUUUACUAUGAGAACUAGCCUUACUAGACAUCAAAGAAUACACACAGGGGAGAAUUAAUUUCAGUGCAUGGAGUAUGGAUAGAGCUUCAGAGACAGUGGAUCCAUUACUAAACAUCAAAGAACACACACGGGAGAAACCAAAUGCACUGUGAUAAGAGCGUUCGAGCGGUCAGCUUAUGAUGCAACAACAAUCCCACACAGGAGAAAAAACUAUUUAAAAUGCAUGGAGUGUGGAAAGAGGUUCAAUGACAGUGAAAGAGGUACAAAGUUGGAUACUUCCAGUGGCUAUGGGCCUAGAAUCUCUUCUAAUUUAGACUCUGGGAAGAUGUUGGCUGCCCCAAGACAAAGGGAAGCUUUGUGCAGCUAAGUUGUGCAGUAUGAUGGAACUUCUCUCCUCCUGACAUGGCAUUUACCAAUUGGCAAUCUAAUUUUAGUGGCGAGCAAAAGGAGAGAACCAAAAUAAGCAAUCAAUGAGCAGAAAAAGGGUGGGGUGUUGGCAGGCAGAGAGAAUAUUCAGUAUUCUUCACUGGAUCCAUCUUACUUAUUUUUAAAAAAUACUUUUCGUUUUAGUUGAACUUAUUUUUUUAUUUGGGUUUUUUUGGAUCUUCUCUCCAGACUGAUUUCGGUUCAUCUGCAUCUAAGACCACAGGAGCCUGUUCUGUGGAAUUCCACUUAGCAUUCAUAGCUAUGUGCUUCUCUUAAACUGAAAUGUUGAAUGAUUAGGACAGGUGGGGAUGUAGGAGGCAUUCGUUAGAGAGCUGGUGGGGUUUACAUUGGCUAAUAUAGGGUUCAGCGAUGGUUAGGUUUGUAGUUAAUUUUAUUCUUGCAUAUGAUAUUCCUUGCAUGCAAUAUCCACUUUACAAGAUGCUUUAGCAUUGUUUGUUUCAUGCUAUGUCAUCCUAUGUACCCACUGUAUCUUGAUUGGUUUUUAGUUGUAACUUUAGAUGUUGAUUUUCCUUUGAUGUUGCUUGUGGAUGAAGCUUACAUAUCUGAUACAAUGAAUUGCAUUCACUUG
This is a messenger RNA of Rhineura floridana, 3978 nucleotides long. Its product is annotated as oocyte zinc finger protein XlCOF6-like. The transcript is spliced from 6 exons. The record is from RefSeq and is a predicted model, not a curated record. The coding region runs from base 490 to 3021 and encodes 843 amino acids. Gene Ontology annotation, biological process: regulation of DNA-templated transcription. Lineage: Eukaryota; Metazoa; Chordata; Lepidosauria; Squamata; Rhineuridae.